Messenger RNA from Rana temporaria (common frog), 3568 nucleotides. It is a transcript of the gene KSR1, whose product is annotated as kinase suppressor of ras 1. Gene Ontology annotation, biological process: protein phosphorylation. The coding region runs from base 249 to 2930 and encodes 893 amino acids. Gene Ontology annotation, molecular function: protein kinase activity; ATP binding. The transcript is spliced from 20 exons. Lineage: Eukaryota; Metazoa; Chordata; Amphibia; Anura; Ranidae. The record is from RefSeq and is a predicted model, not a curated record.
CCCGAGCAGUGACACCAUUGGGGAGGGAGGGGGAGAGGCAGCAGUGAGUGCAGAGAGGCGCUGCUGUCAGACUCUUACUUUGCUCGGCUCCUUCCAUUGACAUCGGUGUGUGGUGGGCACUGUGAUCCUUCGUUAUUGUUGCCACUUUUGCAGUGUGAUCGUGAUUGCACGGGUGGGAUCGGUGAUAUUUGUAGUAGGGAGAAGAAGAGCCUGGCCCCCGGGUGGCUCGGGUUCCCGAUGCCGAGGAGAUGGACGCUCAGAAGAUGCUAGAGAAGAAGAAGCCGGGGCUAUAUGGGAUGGAGAGAGAGAGCGGACCGGCCCUGUCCGCCAGGCAGCACUGCGAACUCAUCCAGAAUAUGAUCGACAUCUCCAUGUCCAACCUGCGGGGACUCCGCACACAGUGCGCCGCCUCCAAUGACCUCGCUCAGCAGGAGAUCCGGACCCUGGAGGCGAAAUUGAUGAACUACAUCAGCAAACAGCUUCAGUGCAAACUUAAUGUGCCUAAGACUGAAAGAACAGAGAUGCUGAAUGGCUAUCCUAGAGUCAGUGAUUGGCUGCACACAGUUGGAGUAAGAAGCGACAUUGUGCAGAAAAUACCUGAAGUAUUAACACUAGAUGCCUUACUGGAGAUGAAUGAGUUAAAAGUGAAAGAGACCAUGAAGAGAUAUGGAGCAAGCACAGAAGAGUGUUCUAGGCUAAAUGGGGCUCUUACCUGUUUAAAGAAGCUAGCCUGGUCAGGUGGUGAUAUGAAGGAAACAUUAUGGAAUCCUCAUGAACACCGCAAGGAAAGUUCUUCACAAGUUCCUUCUGACCUCUCAUCACCGGUGGGGGCAGUUUGGAUUUUAAACACUCCAUUUCCAAAGGCCAACAGCCAUCAGCCUCGCUCAAUAUCGGUGUCUGCCAUCCCCAUUUCUGAACCCCAUGGACCUUAUAUUUGUCCUGAGAACUUCCAGGAUCCUUUCUCCUCUUCCACACCAAGCAAUAGGCUAACAUUGAGGACUCCUCAUGGAAUUACAAUAACUCCACCCACCACACCCAUGUCAAAGAGGCAAAUGAAGUUAAAGCCUCCUCGGACACCACCUCCACCUAGCCGCAAAGUCUUUCAGCAGCUGCUCCCUAAUUUUUCAACACUUAAAAGAAGCAAAUCACAUGAAUCCCAGCUUGGAAACAGAAUAGAUGAAGUUCCUUCUUUAAAGUAUGAUGCUCCUCAAGGAUCACCACAGAUGGUACGGCGAGAUAUAGGGCUUUCAGUAACGCACAGAUUUUCUACAAAAUCUUGGUUAUCUCAAAUAUGUCACGUUUGUCAAAAAAGUAUGAUGUUUGGAGUGAAAUGUAAGCACUGCAGGUUAAAAUGCCAUAACAAAUGUACAAAAGAAGCACCUCCUUGUAGAAUAUCAUUUCUUCCUUUACCAAAAAUAAGAAGAACGGAAUCUGUCCCAUCAGAUAUUAACAACCAGGUGGACAGACCGCCAGAACCACUAUUUGGAACUCUUCCCAAAGCUCUCACUAAAAAGGAACACCCUCCAGCAAUAAACCACCUGGAUUCAAGCAGCAAUCCAUCUUCAACUACGUCUUCUACACCUUCUUCUCCAGCACCUUUUCAGACCUCAAAUCCUCCCAGUGCAAUCACACCACCAAACCCUUCUCCCAUGGGGCUCAAAGACAGCCGCUUCAAUUUUCCAGCUGCCUACUACAUUCAGCAUAGACAACAGUUUAUCUUCCCAGAAAUACUGACUCCACCCCCAAUAACACAACCACCUGAGUCUCCUGAAAAUUUAAGUGCUGAAGCUGAAAUGGAAACCGAUGUAGCAGAAGAGCAAGAAACUGAGGUUGAGGAGCAAGAAGCCAACAAAUCUGAGCCAGAGUAUGAUGAUGAUGAAGUGGAUGAGCUCCCGUCAUCAAGGUCCACCAGUGGUACAUUCAGAGGAAUGAUCUUCCGCAAAGCGAGCCAGACUAGUGUAUACUUGCAGGAAUGGGACAUACCCUUCGAACAAAUUGAACUUGAAGAACUUAUUGGUCAGGGAAGGUGGGGAAAAGUAUACAAAGGCAAGUGGCAUGGGGAGGUAGCUAUCCGGAUGUUGGAAAUAGAUGGAAAUAACCAAGAUCACCUUAAAUUGUUCAAAAAGGAGGUAAUGAACUACAGGCAGACAAGGCAUGAAAAUGUGGUGCUCUUCAUGGGGGCCUGCAUGCACCCGCCACACUUGGCCAUUAUCACUAGUUAUUGCAAAGGGAGAACACUGCAUGCAUUUGUAAGAGAUCCCAAGACCUCCCUGGAUAUCAACAAAACACGACAAAUUGCACAAGAAAUCAUCAAGGGUAUGGGCUACCUGCAUGCCAAAGGCAUCGUCCACAAAGAUUUGAAAUCCAAGAAUGUUUUCUAUGAAAAUGGAAAAGUAAUAAUCACAGACUUUGGCCUGUUUGGCAUUUCAGGAGUAGUGCAAGAAGGAAGACGUGAGAACGAGUUGAAGUUGAGCCAUGAUUGGCUGUGCUUCCUGGCCCCAGAAAUAGUACGUGAGAUGGCUCCUGGGAAGGACGAAGAUAAGUUUCCAUUUUCCAAAGCUGCUGACGUUUAUGCUUUUGGAACUGUGUGGUAUGAACUUCAGGCUCGAGAUUGGCCUUUCAAAAAUCAAGCAGUUGAGGCUCUUAUAUGGCAAGUUGGAAGUGGUGAAGGUGUAAAGCAGCUAUUGUCCACUAUAAGUCUGGGCAAAGAGGUUACUGAGAUUCUGGCCGCAUGCUGGGCUUUUGAUGUCAAUGAAAGACCAAGCUUUACCCUUCUUAUGGACAUGCUGGAAAAGCUGCCAAAACUAAACCGGAGGUUGUCACAUCCUGGUCACUUCUGGAAAUCUGCAGAACAAUGGCACAACUUUUACAAAAAGGACCAAUUCUACCAGCAUGAUGUUCACAUUCACUGCCCAGUAGCUAACAAAUAAAUUGUCUGGUUCAUUCCAUGUUAAACCAGCAUUCCGCAUUGUACUGAAAUAAUCCACUUGCUUAGUCCUAGGUAAAUUACCUUUCUGUAAUGGAAAUUAGAAAUGAAUCAGGGUCAUAUCUUACUGGCAUACUGAGUUUUCGUUUGAAAAAUGUACAUACAUGUUGAAGAAACAGGCAAGAUCCAUUACAGGAUACCAACACCAAAAGUGUAUUCUACUUUGUACCAUUUAGUAAAGAGAAUAGCUGCCAGAAGUAACCUUGAAUUUCGGCAGCUUAUUAUUCAUAUGAUGUGUAUUCAUCAUAACUGUAUAAUUGCAAAACAGCCCCAGAGUCUCUGAGAGACAAGUGUGCGGAAUGUGUAUUUAUCUUUAAGUUGACCAGGCAAUAUACAUUCAUGUGUAAAUAAAGGGCACAGUUCAUACCCAAGGAAUUCCUAAUUUUGCUAAAUUGCUAUGGGUUCAUUGUAGCACUCAAAAAAACACAGGGUCUGUAAAUCUUCAGUACCGAACAACCAGGAUAGGAUGCUUAAAGUGUCUGUAAACCAAAAACACAGAUAUGUACCACUGGUUCCCAAUAAUAACUUUAUUUUUAUUUUUUUAAUUGGGUAAUUUUUAUUAACCAGAUUUAAAAAAAAAAA